GACCCAGCUUGCGCGAGGACAUUGCUGUGUUCGACGAGUGGUCCGGUGGUGGUGUUGCACUAGCGAGCGUACGUCGUUCGUGCGCAUGCGUUACGUGUACGUCCCCCGCGGCCCGAGCGCCGGAUAUAUGCGCAUGCGCAAAUCGCACUUAUCUCGCGGAGCAGAAGUGGGUGGAAGAGAAGCUGCAACAGCAAUGAGUGGUUCAACAAGUGAAGGGAAGGGAACUAUCCAAACGAAAGAAAUGGAUAGACAAACGAACUGUAACCCUACAACAGGUAAUGAAAGACAGCGCGGCGGGUUUUCCACCAGCAACCUACUGCUAGUCGCAACUAUCGUGACUGUACUGCUGGCGUCGCUCGCCCCCACCGUCAAGGAAAGCCUUCUUUCAGUCGUCGACUCCUUCACCUACAUGGAGGCCUACAUGGGAGACGGGAUACUCAUUGGAGACUCGGAAACCAAUUUCCCGUUCUCCACCGUAAACUGGACAAUCACCCAGGUACCUACGUACGGAAACUCUCGACACACGGUGUCCAUCUUUGCCGUUCCCGAGCGAGUCGCUCGCCGACACAUUUAUCAGUUCAAGUCAAACCACACCUCUGAUGGGUGUUAUGAACCAGUAAUACGGAAUUAUCAGUCGGUACGAGGUCGUACAUUUACCUCUUGCCUCAGAGAUACCUGAAACACAGUCAGUUUGAAGACAGCGAGGCACACUUUGAGUAUGAGUUUCUUCCGUGUCAUAACAAGCGAAACAUGCAACCUCUUAGGACGUACCAGUUUCAGAGCCGCGAAUUUUUCUCUGAUUUUAUCGACGGCGAACCGAGAUCAGAAAAAUAGAGCCGUGGGUUGCAACUGCAUGCUAACAGCCGAUCAAAUCGAGGAAAAAUGCCCAAAAAACAAUCGGAAAUGUGUCGAAAAACUCAACAAAGACGUCGGUUGUUCUGAAAAUUGCCUACAACCAGGGCACAAUAACUUUACGUCGGAUACCAGCUCUUACAAUUUUUUCUCCAUCCAGGUUCCAAAGAACACCAUGGUACGGUAUCACAUCAACGUUGAGAUGUACUUUUACAAUCAUACCAUGCUCGGAAAGUACUACAUAUGCACCAUAAGGGGAACCGACGCCUGCCCAUUUCAAACUUCUGGCUACAUGAACAACCUUCCUUUCAAGCAAAAGGAAAGACACCUAAUCAUUGCUUACGUCCACCCCACCAGUUUGCCUGGGUUUUUCACGACACGACUUCUGGUGGAAGCAAAGAUGCAAGUCGACUAUAUCACCACUAUCGCGUUCCUGUGCGCCUGCGUAGUGUUCUUCAUUAUAAAACACUGCCUACAAGGAACGUUUGGAUGCUGCAAAAUGUUAUAUAGCUAGUGGAAGUAGGGAAAGUGUUUGUAGCUAGUUGUAUAUAGUAAAAGUGUGUGAAUUACUCCAAUUUUUUGCACUCAACGACUGUUCAAUUGUUUAGCAACUCUAUAGAUGUACGUAUAAUAUACUACGAAAUGUGAUUAUUGUUGAGUAGAGGUUAUCUACCCUGGUUUUCCCCUGCCAAUACUAAAUAAGGUGAUAGUGAAUAUUAUGU
Molecule: messenger RNA, 1574 nt
Organism: Geodia barretti
Lineage: Eukaryota; Metazoa; Porifera; Demospongiae; Tetractinellida; Geodiidae
Source: the annotation of a GenBank genome assembly